Messenger RNA from Penaeus monodon (black tiger shrimp), 3665 nucleotides. Its product is annotated as calcium-activated chloride channel regulator 3A-1-like. The coding region runs from base 62 to 2905 and encodes 947 amino acids. NCBI's taxonomy places the organism in Eukaryota, Metazoa, Arthropoda, Malacostraca, Decapoda, Penaeidae. Gene Ontology annotation, molecular function: protein binding. The record is from RefSeq and is a predicted model, not a curated record. The transcript has 20 exons.
GGUGUUAGUUUUUUGGGAUCUGUCAAGUAGGACGCACAAGGCUGAAGCAUAUCAGUGAGUCAUGGCAGUGCAGGUGCAGUUGGCGGUGGCGGCAUUAGUCACCUUGCUGGUGGCGACAGGGGAAGUUGCGGCCACGGAGGCGAAUGUCAGAUUAAAAGACAAUGGGUACGAGGGGGUCUUGGUGGCCAUCUCGCCCUCUGUGGAUGAGUCUUACGCCGAGGACAUCAUCGCUUCGAUAAAGAAGACAAUUAGCGACGCCUCCGAGGUGCUGUUCAAGGCUACUCAGCAGAGGGCCUUCUUCAGGGACGUCAAGAUCCUCCUCCCGAAGACGUGGACGAAGACGCCCUCUGACGCAGUCGCUCUGAACGAGAACUUCGACGAGAGCGACAUCAGAGUGGACGUAGGCACGGGAGUCUACGGCAACCAACCACACACAGAGCAGCCCGGAGGUUGUGGCGAUCCUGGCCUGUACAUUCAUCUUACUCCUGAAUACCUGGUCAAUGACGAGGAGUCAAACGUGUGGGGACCAAGAAGCAAGGUUUUGGUUCAUGAGUGGGCCAAGUUACGUUGGGGUGUGUUCGAUGAAUUUGGUUAUCCGAAUGAUGACAUGUAUCCCCUCUUCUACGCAUCCCAAAAUAUAGUUGAAGGCAAUGUCGAAGUCACAGUUCAUCCAAACUACUGUGCCAACGAAGUACUAUCGGGAAAGCUUAGAGACAUCACGGGGUCGGCUUGCUCGUACGCUGGCGAUCUCCCAGACAAGAACUGCCGCUUCAUUCCUGACGAUGACCAGGUCGCUGUCUCUUCGCUCAUGUCCCUCUACUACAUCGCAAACAUCGAGGAGUUCUGUGGUGAAACGAAGCGACACAACCUGAGGGCACCAAACAAACAUAACACUAAAUGUGACCACCGUUCCGUGUGGUCGAUAAUCAAGAUGCAUCCCGAUUUCAAAGACGACAACAAUCUACAAACACAGACUGCCUCGGCGACCAAAUUCACGGUGCUGCGUCAGGAGGCGGCUAAAUUCGCUCUGGUCCUCGACUACUCCUACAGCAUGAGGGAUUACGACAGGAUUAAGAAGCUCCAGUCGACGGCUAGACGCUGGAUCCUUCACGAGGUGGCUGAGGGCAGCUCCGUCGGCAUCAUCAAGUUCGGUGGGACGGCGGAGGUAGAAGCUCCCCUUACAGUGAUAGAGGGCGAAGCGUCCAGAAAAAUGCUGGCCGAUCUAAUAGAUGCAAAAUUGAGGUCGGCUACCAGUAUAGGAGCAGGGCUGUCCCUCGCCAUGAACUGGAUGCUUAAUAGAGAAAAGAACGCGGUGAUUUUGCUUAUUACUGACGGCGAAGAAAACACAUCUCCUUACAUUCGUGACAUCGAGGACCAGUUGGCGUCAUCUGGCAUCCGAGUUGUUACUAUCGCUUUCGGUGCAACAGCAGACCAGCAACUGGAGAGCAUUGCCCAGCAGACAGAUGGAAAAACAUAUACAGUAUUUGAUACAGACAGCGGAAGCCAGCUCCUCGAUGCCUUCCUUGGGGCGCUCACGUACCAGCCUGGAGAUACCGUGGCUGAUACCAAAGUCAAGAUACAUGAGUAUGCUUACAAUGGACCAGACAAGCUAGUGAGUAAGGAAUUCCCCGUCGAUGCCUCAGUAGGACGCGACAUGCUCUUUCAGCUGAAGACAAGCGCUUUGAAGCACACUAUUUCUCCCCCAUACCUGUUGCGACCUGAUGGAACCGCAGUAAAAACGGCGACCUUUGAUCCUCUUAUUGGGAGUUGGGCCAUAAAGGUGCCCCUAGCUGAGCCCGGAAGAUGGACGUGGAUAGCCGAACUGUCAGGCGACAAAAACUAUUACAUCCAAGUAGACGUUACAGCCAAGGCAAGAAACCCAGACAUCCUACCUAUCUACACUCAAGCUUGGGCAAGUUCCGGAUCAAGUGGUGUUGAUGCAACUGUUUCUCCAGUUAUUGUAUAUGCAGAGGUGAAACAAGGCAGCAACCCUGUCAUAGGUGCAACAGUCAGGGCGUACAUUAGCCACACGAGCACUCCAGACGAGGCGAUAGAGCUGGAUCUCUUAGAUAAUGGCCAAGGUGCUGACUCCCAGGCUGGCGAUGGUAUUUACUCCCGCUAUCUCACGCAGUACCCUUUCACCGGCAGAUAUAUUGUCAGAGCUCAGGCAUGGAACAACGGCAGCGCCUUUAUCAACAGCGGAUUCACAGCCAACCGUGCACCUCACCGACGCCACACUCGAGCUAUCCCGGCCAAGCCACUUGAUAUGCCAGUGUACUGCUGUGGCUCCAAAGUUCCCUUCAACGCAGAGGCAGCCGAGUCUGCUGGGGAGUUCAGCCGCUUCGUCGCAGCCGGAUCCAUUCAGGUGACCAAAAUCCCGGAAACUGGAGAUGUACUACCGCCCUCUCGCGUCACAGAUCUGCAGGUGGCUGGAACCUACGAAACCAGUCUUACCCUCACCUGGACUGCUACUGGCGAUGACCUCGAUUCGGGAAUAGUGUCCCAGUACGAAAUCCGCCUAAGCAGUAAUGACAGCGAUUUACUUGACGCUGAUGCCGAGAACACGACACUUCUGACUUUCGAAGAUUCAGUACAGAAGCCGGAGCUGUUUGUCAACGCUGGUGAAACGGUUAAUGUUACGCUGGAUUUGGAAGAGAGCAUUGAAAUUGGAAAGGUGUAUUACCUGACGCUGCGAGCAUCAGACGAUGUUGGAAAGUUGAGCUCCUUCUCGAACGUGGCCACAGUCUUCAUAGCGAACGAACCGGCGGAAGAAGGGCUUGCAAUGUGGAUCAUCAUCUCUAUUGCAGUUGCAACCCUCAUCGUCGUGAUUGCGGUCACUGCAUGUGUGGUUGUCUCCCGAAGAAAAAGGGGUAUUAGUGUCCCCGUGGAAAAUCCAGAUUGGUGAUUCAGAUUUUUCAUUUCUUGAUUAAUCAAUUGAUUUAUUAUUGUUGUUGUUAUUACUAUUAUUAUUAUAUAUCAUUAUUAUUGUCAUCGUUAUCAUUAUUAUUGUUGUUGUUGUUAUUAUCAUUGUUAUUGUUAUUAUUAUUAUCAUUAUUAUUAUUAUUAUUAUUAAGGUUAUUAUUACUAUUAUUAUUGUUAUUAUUAUAAUUAUCAUUAUUAUUAUUAUUAUUAUCAUUGAUAAUUUUUGGUAUUGUUGUUAGUUGUAUAUGUUUGUUCGUAGGGCUUUAAUUUAUUUUAUAUAUUUCUGUGUGUAUGUAUAUAUAUAUAUAUAUAUAUAUAUAUAUAUAUAUAUAUAUAUAUAUAUAUAUAUAUAUAUAUAUAUAUAUAUGUAUAUAUAUAUAUUUUUUUUUUUUUUUUUUUUUUUUUGGGGGGGACGUAUGAAGGAUUGUUUAUAUGUUUCGAUUCAGUUUGUGUUUGUUUUCUAUUGUUUGAUGUUUUUGAGUGAAUGAGGUUAUUUAAAUGUUAGAAAAAAAAUGUAUUUUUGUAAACAUAUACAGACUUAUUUCACUCAUAAGAUUGUAUUUAUUUGUUUCUUUUUCUAAUCGAUACAUUAUUAGAUAAGCUUAGUUUAAGUGCCAUACGUAAUGCACAUGUAAACUGCAUGCCUUUGUCUUGCAGCAUGUAGUAACUGAACUGUAUUAUAUUUUUACACCAGGCGUUGAAUUCAAUCGAUGCAAAUAAAGCUGUAAACUUUCUCCUGUAAA